AUGGCUGCCAAUUCCCAACAGUUUGGUACAAGACAUGAUGCACCACCCAAAAGGGUGAAUGAGGUUAAUGCAGCAGGAAACUUUCCUGGACCACCGAGGCAAUAUGAUUCUUACUCCAACACGUACAAUCUAGGUUGGAGGGAUCAUCCGAAUUUCAGUUAUGGAGGAAAUAGACAAGUAGGAGGUGGACAGAAUUUCUUUCAGAAUAGACAACAACAAGGGUUUCAACCGAAGCAACCUGCCUCACAGAAUUCAAACUCAUCACUGGAAGAUAUAGUGAAGUCCCUUGCUUUGAAUACCAAACAGUUUCAACAAGAUACAAGAUCUAGUAUUCAAAGUUUGGAGAAUCAGAUGGGUCAAAUGGCAAUUACUAUAAGUCGUUUAGAGGCUCAAGUCGGAGGGAAGUUGCCUUCUCAAACAGUGGUGAACCCAAAGGAAAAUGUGAAUGCAGUAACACUAAGAAGUGGCAAGAAAGUGGAAGAAUCGAAGCUGAAUAGUCCAAUUGUAGCAAAGGAAGCAAAAAUUGAAGAUGAAAUUGAAGAGGCUACAACUGAAUCAAAGGUGGAAGUGAAUAUACCUCUGUUGGACACAAUUAAGCAAGUGCGAAGGUAUGCAAAAUUUCUUAAGGAGCUGUGCACCAAUAAGCGGAAGUUGAACGGUGAUGAGAAGAUAAUAAUGGGAGAAAAUGAAAGUGCCAAACCGACACGGGAAGCACAAUGCAGAUUAAAUACCCCAAUGAUGGAUGUGGUGAAAAAAGAAGUCCUAAAGCUUUUAGAUGCUGGGGUAAUUUAUCCUAUUUCCAACAGUAAGUGGGUAAGUCCAGUGCAAGUUGUCCCCAAGAAAUCUGGUGUUACAGUGGUGAAAAAUCAAGGCAAUGAGUUGGUCCCUACACGUGUUCAGACAGGCUGGCACGUGUGCAUUAAUUACAGGAAGUUGAACUCAACAACUCGAAAAGAUCAUUUUCCACUUCCCUUUAUUGAUCAAAUGCUUGAGAGGUUAGCUGGUCAAGUUUAUUACUGUUUUCUUGAUGGAUUUUCAGGGUAAAACCAAAUUGUCAUAGCACCGGAGGAUCAAGAGAAUAUGACAUUCACAUGCCCAUUUGGUACCUUCGCCUAUAGCCGAAUGCCGUUUGGUCUCUACAAUGCUCCAGCCACAUUCCAGUGAUGUAUGGUAAGUAUUUUUUCAGAAUAUGUUGAGUCAAUUAUAGAGGUGUUUAUGGAUGAUUUUAGUGUUUUUGGUGAUUCAUUUGAUCAAUGCUUGCAUAACUUUACACUAAUUCUACACAGAUGCAUGGAAACUAACCUUGUACUUAACUGGGAAAAAUGUCAUUUUAUGGUAGAGCAAGGUAUAGUUUUGGGGCAUAUUGUUUCAUCAAAAGGAAUAGAGGUUGAUAAAUCUAAGAUAGAUUUGGUUACAGCUUUACCUUACCCAGCCAAUGUGCGGGAAGUUCGAUCUUUUCUUGGCCAUGCAGGUUUCUAUCGGAGAUUUAUCAAGGACUUUUCAAAAAUCGCAUUGCCCCUGCAGAUUGUUACAAAAGAUGUGGAUUUUCAGUUUGAUGAGAAGUGCAAGGAGGCAUUUGACAAGUUGAAGACAUUGUUAACGAGAACACCAGUGAUACAACCACCUAAUUGGGAUCUACCUUUUGAAAUUAUGUGUGAUGCAAGCAACUACACAGUAGGUGCUGUCUUGGGUCAAAGAGUUGGCAGAGUGUGUCACGCCAUUUAUUAUGCAUCCAGGACCUUGAAUGGCACCCAGCUCAAUUAUUCUACAACUGAAAAAGAACUUUUAUCUGUUGUUUUUGCUUUAGAAAAAUUUUAGUCAUAUUUGUUGGGUGCUAAAGUCAUUGUCUUUUCUAAUCAUGUAGCUCUUAGGUACUUGCUCACAAAGAAGGAGGCAAAACCAAGGCUAAUUAGAUGGAUUCUUCUACUCCAAGAAUUUGAUUUGCAGAUUAAAGAUAAAAAGGGAGCAGAGAAUGUUGUAGCAGAUUACCUCAGCCGUUUGGUUCGUGACAGCGAUGAGCUUCCUUUGCGAGAAACAUUUCCAGAUGAGCAAUUGUUUUCCAUUGAAAUGGCGUCACCAUGGUAUGCAGAUAUUGUCAAUUUUCUAGUUACUAACGUGUUGCCAAAUGAUUUGACUAGAGCUCAAAAGGAUAAGAUCAAGAGUGAUGCUAAGUAUUAUGCUUGGGAUGAUCCAUAUCUGUGGAAGCAUUAUACUGACCAAAUGAUAAAAAGGUGCGUAUCUGAACAUGAAACCAAUGGCCAAGCCGAGGUGUCAAAUAGAGAGAUCAAGUCAAUUCUGGAAAAGACAGUGAACCCAAACAGGAAGGAUUGGUCUUUGAGAUUAGACGAUGCAUUAUGGGCAUAUAGAACAGCAUAUAAGACACCUAUUGGCAUGUCCCCAUACAGAUUAGUGUUCGGUAAGCCGUGUCAUCUUCCAGUAGAAUUAGAGCACAAGGCUUAUUGGGCAAUCAAGCAUUGCAAUAUGGAGAUGAAGGAAGCUGGCGUUAAUAGGAAGUUGCAAUUGCAAGAACUUGAGGAGUUGAGGAAUGAUGCCUACAAGAGUUCACACAUCUACAAGGCAAAGACUAAAGCCUUUCAUGACAAGAUGAUCUCAAGGAAGCAUUUUUCAGUUGGACAAAAAGUCCUUCUUUUUCAAUCAAGGCUGAAGUUAUUUCUGGGUAAGUUAUUUUCUCGUUGGGUGGGACCUUUUAUUGUGACUAAUGUUUUUCAUCAUGGUGCAGUAGAAAUCCAAAGUUUGCAAACAGACAAGGUGUUUAAGGUCAAUGGACAUAGGCUUAAACCUUACUAUGAAGGGUUCCAAGUUUGCAAUAUUGAGGAGGUAGGAUUGGAGGAGUCGAUACAUGAGUAA
Messenger RNA from Pistacia vera, 2868 nucleotides. RefSeq lists its product as uncharacterized. Lineage: Eukaryota; Viridiplantae; Streptophyta; Magnoliopsida; Sapindales; Anacardiaceae. The record is from RefSeq and is a predicted model, not a curated record. Gene Ontology annotation, molecular function: nucleic acid binding.